AUGGGUGUGUACCUGUGUGCUUGUGUCUGUAUUGGCAAGCACUGGAAGGUUACAUGCCCAACUCUCAUCCUGCCAUCUGGUCAACCUCUUGGAUGGAUGGACGGACUCUUAGCAAUUCAUGACAACCCCUCAGCUGCUGCUGUAGACCUCAUCACCAUGCUGAGGGUAUCCACCGUCUCCAGCCAGCCAGUGUGCCAGUCUGUGCCCCUGGACCUGACACAGACCUCUGCCAUUGAUUCCUUUGGACUUUUGGGUCGCUUUAAAACACCGGGGCGAUUCCGCAGCAGGAAAGAGGAGCCGCCACGGGCUGGGGGAGAGGCGGGGCUGGCGGCAGACGCCCCCGGGCUCCGUGGGGCGGGCUGGGGAAGAGGCCCACGGGCUCCGUGGGGCGGGGUUGGCGGAGAGGCGGGGCUGGCGGCAGACGCCCCCGGGCUCCGUGGGGCGGGGCUGGGGGAGGGGCGGGGCUGGCGGCAGACGCCCCCGGGCUCCGUGGGGCGGGCUGGGGAAGAGGCCCACGGGCUCCGUGGGGCGGGGUUGGCGGAGAGGCGGGGCUGGCGGCAGACGCCCCCGGGCUCCGUGGGGCGGGGCUGGCGGCAGACGCCCACGGGCCCCCUGGGGCGGGCUGGGGGAGAGGGCAGGCCAGCGAAGGGGGAGCCGCUCCGAGGUGGGGUGGGCGGGAGCGGCCAGCUGCCCCCUAGGGAGCCGAGCCGGGGCUGGCGGACACGCCCGGCUCGCCCCGGGCACGGGCAGGCAGAGCCGCUGGGGAGCGGCCGCGCUCAGGCCGUCCCGCAUGGGGGCAGCCAGGGGCAAGGAGGGCGCCAGCCUCGCCCGGCCCGGGGGGGGGCGGCGGCGCUGCUCGCCCUGGCCCUCCAGAGCUGCCCGGGCGCCGGCCCCUGCUGGGGGGCGAACGGGACGCGGGGCUGCCCCCGGCCUGCCAGGCGGCCGCCCCCGGCUCUGCUGGACGAGCUGAGCCGGCGGCAGCGGGACCUGCGGCGCUUGGCCACCUCGGCCGGGCCCCGGGAGCUGGGGCUGAGCCGCGGCGGCCGCCUGGGCGGCGGGGACCUGAGCCGCGUAGCCGGGCUGGGCGUCGUGGGCUCCGGCUUCGCCAAGCUGGUGCUGCGGGCGGCGCUGCCGGGGGCCGGAGCCAUCGCCCUCAAGUGGGGGCGCCGGGCCGGCGGCGACGUGAGCCGCUGCGGGCAGCGCCACGGGCGGCGCCGGCUGGCCGGCUACAAGCUGCUCAGGGAGGUGACGCUGCUGCAGCGCCUCGGCCAGCCCGGCGUCGUCAAGUUGCAUGGUCAGUGCUACGAUAAUAGCUUAGAUCCUGAAAUAAGGGUCACAGCUAUGCUGGAGCUGGGAUCCCCUCUGGAGAUGAUUCAGCUUCUGCAGACUCCAUGGGAGGAGAGAUUUAAAAUUUGCCUGAGUCUAGUGAAACUGCUGUUUUACCUGGCACAUUCCUCUCUGGGUUCAAUAGUCCUCUUGGAUUUCCAGCCAAGGCAGUUUGUUAUGGUGGAUGGAAACUUAAAAGUGACAGACAUGGACGAUGCCAGCACUGAGGAACUGUCAUGCAAGAAAGAUAAUGACUGCCCACUAGACUUCCCUGUAAAAAGCUUCAUUCUCAAAUGUACUGCAGCUGGGAAAUGUGACGGACUAAAUGAAAAGAAGAAGCUUUUUAAUGCAUACCGGUAUUUUUUCACGUAUCUUUUGCCACACACUGCACCUUCUGCUUUGCGGCCCCUUCUGGGUGAUAUUCUGAAUGGAACAGGUGAUUUACGAUAUGGAAUAAAUGAAACCCUAGGAGCUUGUGAAAAAGUUUUACAUUUGUACAAGUCUGGGCUAUAUCUACAGAACAGGCUUCCUCUUUUAAAAGACUACAUCACCCUAAAGGGAUUCCGAACCAUGGAAAUGCAGGACUAUAAAUGCUGGCGCUCCUACAGCCAUCUGGGAUGUUUGCUCUCCAUUCAUAAUGCAGAGGAAGCUGCAGCAAUCUGUAACUCUCAACCACAAUGCCAAAGUUUUAUUGUCGCUCAACAGAGAACGUGGACAGGUUUUAUAAUGGAACAGAUGUGCGUCACAUGCUUCAUGUGCUAUUAGAAGGAGCUCAGCUACUAUGGACGCCCACUCGCUUCAUUUCAAAGUAGCCUGACUGACUUAAUACCAGAUGUUAAAGCUGUACUCUAUAUUAAACGAUCUGCUCCCUCGAGGAAAAGACUUUAAAAAACAGUGAGAGCUCACAUAAAGUAAUUUGGGUAGGAGUCAGUGGGGAGAACAUCAUCUACCAAAAGGAAUGAUACUUUUUAUUUUGCUUUAGCAUGUGAUCUCCAUGCUAUCUUGGACUGAGUAAAAUGGUGCUGUCUUUUUGAUCAAAGCAGAGAUUAUCCAUAGCCAAAUGCUCUCUGUUACACAACCCCACCUGGUUCUUAACCUGUUCCCAGACUCUGCUGUUCCCUGUAAACAUUUGCAGUUUUGGUUCAAAUGUUGUUGCAAUUUGCAGAACCUCGGCUUGCUGCUUUCAGAACUUGUCAGCAAAGGAAUAGAAAUGGCCGUGAGGAAUUUGGCUGUAGUAGUCCUAGUUAGUUCAUCUGUCUUUGAAAAUCUAUGAAUAAUGCACCUCUGAAGAACACACAGCUCCCCAAUGAUGGGGCUGCCAAAAGGGAUUUAGUAACAUCAUAAAUGUAAAGAUGUUACGUCCAUACAUUAGUGAUGAGGCCCAAGGUGGAGUGUUUGGAUCCAGAGCCAUGAUUUUGGAUCUGCCCAUGGGGGUGGGAGGCAGGAAGUCUAGGUAUGCAGUUCAGAAUGCGGGGUUUGGGUUCAGUCCAUUGUGCAGGGUAAGGGGGUAGGCGCGUGAUUCAGAAUGCAGGGUUUGGGUUCAACCCACUGGGGGAAGGAGGUAUGCAGUUCAGAUCCAGGGUUUUGGUUCAACCUGUAACAGGGCAGGGGAGUAGGUGUGCAGUUCAAAUCCAGAUCUAAAAUUUGGGAUGUUUGGAUGCAGGGUUUGGGUUUGAUGUGUGCAUUUUAAAACACCAGUUUCCUUGUAUCAGCCUUGAAGGUUGUGCAGUGUUACUUUCAAUGAAAGAAAUUCUGCUGAGCAAAAUGUUCAAAAUAUUUGUCUGAAGUUCUAUUUUGUAUCAUAAAGAACUGCUAUUUUCCUCUUGACAAUGAGGUGAAGGGGGGAGGGUGGUUUUAUUGCUUUGAUGAGAUAAUAUAUUGCAUUGGCCCUCUGCGCGCAGUUCCUCUGAAAGGCUUCAGGAUUUCUACGCAUUUUAAACUGCAAUAAAUGGAGAU
Dermochelys coriacea (leatherback sea turtle) is the source of this 3282-nucleotide messenger RNA. Its product is annotated as extracellular tyrosine-protein kinase PKDCC-like. The record is from RefSeq and is a predicted model, not a curated record. Lineage: Eukaryota; Metazoa; Chordata; Testudines; Dermochelyidae. Gene Ontology annotation, molecular function: non-membrane spanning protein tyrosine kinase activity.